AUGAAGAGAACAAGAAAGCGUUCUCAUAAGAAAACUGAGGUAAGUCAGGAAAAUUCUGACGAAUUUAAAAACAAAUAUAGAAAACUUAGUAACGGCUCAAAAGAGCACGAACAGCAGAUAUCUCCUGGAGAUUCCAGGAGAAAGAGAAGUAGGAGCUGCAAUGAGCAGGACAUUGAGAGAGGGAGAGAUCCCAAAAGACGGCUCCUUGCUGAGGAACGCAUCAGAUAUCAAGGUCAGAAAAGAUACAGGACCUCUAGUCAUGAUGAAGAGGAGCAGCUUAUGCAGAAAAGACCAAAGCUCUCCUCAUCUCCAAAACUGGAUCAGAAAAGUGAGAGAAAGUCUGCUGUAAAGAGCGAUCAGACAUCUCCACCCAGAAAGCAAGCCCUGAAACGAAGCAGGGAAUACGAUCAUGGGGAGCAGCUCAUGCAGAAAAGACCAAAGCUCUCCUCCUCACCAAAACUGGGUCAGAAAAGUGAGAGAAAAUCUGCUGGAAAAAGCAGUCAGACAUCUCCACCCAGAAAACAAGCCCUGAAAAGAAGCAGUGAAUAUGAUGAGGAGGAGAAGGAACAAGUUAGGCAGAAAAAGAUAAAGAUCUCCUCUGGAAAGCAGGAAGAGGAGAAAAGAGAUGAAGAGGAGAUAGGAGAGAAAAAGUGCUUUAAGAAAGAAAACAAGUCAACGAGCGACGAUGAAUGUGUGGCAGGUAAGAUGAACCUACAAGCUUUAAACAGAUUGGUCAAUUUAAAAUAUAAGAGAUUUUUCCCUCAAUUGACCAUACUCUGAACCCAUUCACUGUCUCUCUUUAAUCACUAUCUCCCGUACUUCGGUGACCAUGAGUGUUCAGGUGAUGGUUUUUUAAACUAUAAUGGUACAGACCAAUAUUUCAAGACCUUUGAUAUAUCUAGAAUAUUUAUCCAUCCAUUAGGAAUUAGCCAAUGAUAUUCAUGGCUAAUGUACCACAAACUAUAAAGUCUUUUUAAUGAAAUGGUCCAUGAUGUGAUAUUUACAAACAAUAUUAUUAUUUCAUAUAACUGGGUGGGAUCGGAAGAUUUGUAGGGUGAAUCAGGGGUACUAGAGAAAUUAAGUUGGUUCCUGUGUUUAUGUUGAAGUGGAGACUAAUAUUAUGUGUUCAUUCUUUAAGGAGUAAGUGGACAGUCUGUGGUUGAACCAAAGAAGUCACUGCCUCUGUCAUUCACCGGUUACAGAUUCCACAAAGUGCUGGGACAGGGGAGUUAUGGAAAGGUGAGUCAACGAGCAAUGUAUACACCUUAUUUAAUACAUCUAUUGAUUUAGUAGGGAACGAUUAUAACUCUCAUAAUCAUCAUUAUCUUCCUAUAACAAUUAGUUGAGAUUAACUUUCUUGUAAAUCAGUGUAUCAUCCAUGAAUGUGGAAAACAUAUUAACAUCUGCAAAGUAUUUAGAACAUUUUAUUGAGACUCCAAAAAUAAUCUACAGGACUCUUCUAUUAUGGGAUGUUUAACAUGGCUUAUUAUACUAACAGUUCUAUUAAAUCUUCUCAAAUUAUUUUUAUUAAACAAUUAUUGAAAAACAUAUUGAUAACAAUAUGGAACAAAAAUCUAAGAAAAGUAAACAAUCGAGUUAUGAAUAAUGAAAAGCAGGUGAGGGGAAAACAUAAAUAAAAGAAGGUGAUAGGUUUCAUCCAUAGAUACAUGAAAUACAAUUCUAAAAGUUGCACAAAAUACUAUUUAUUUAUUUAUAAAAUAUUUUACCAGGAAAGAUACAUUGAGAUUUCUCUCGUUUUCAAGUAUGUCCUGGGUCCACAAAUCAUUGCAUUGUUACAUUAGGUACAACAAAAUACAAAACAAUAUUAAUACACAAUAUAUACAAAAUUUAACAUAGAACAGGCAGGAAAUAUAUAAUCAACCAUGACACGUGCAUUCUGUUUUGAGGUAUAUAGAGAGGGAUCUCUUAAAUGACUUUAGGCUUAGGGAAGAUUUUAAAUUGUGCGGGAGGUCGUUCCACAAUUGCGGCAGUAGGAAGGAGGAUCGGGCCGCUUUCUUUUUGUAUUGAGGUAGACUAAGUAAAGUGCUUGUACUGGAUCGGAGCUUAUAGAAAGUGGGAACAGCUAAGGAAAGCAUUUUGUUCAGGUAGGGUGGGAGUUUCCCAGAGAAGCUCUUAAAAACAAGGCUGGAAAGAUGAAGGGUGCGUCUGGAUUCCAGCGACAGCCAGUUUAGUUCCUUUAGCAUGUCACAAUGAUGGGUCCUGUAAUUACAUUGUAGCACAAAUCGGCAGAACAAGUUAUACAAUGUGUUGAGUUUAUUAAUGUGGGAUUGCGAUGCAGACGCAUAUACUACAUCCCCAUAAUCAAUGAUUGGCAUCAGCAUUUGCUGUACAAUCUUUUCCUUUACUGUAGGGCUUAGGCAGGCUUUGUUUCUGUACAGGGUACCUAAUUUUGGAUAAAGUUUAGAUGCAAGCUUUUCUAUGUGCAGGCCAAAAGAUAAAUUGGGGUCUAAUAUCAUACCCAAGUAUUUGAAAGAGUGGACUGCGGUCAGUGUGCCAUUUGAAUUUGUUUUGAUGGAUAGGUGGGGAUUGUGUAAUUUGUGCAAUUUAGGUACUGUUCCAAAGAUCAUUGUGACAGUUUUGUCAGUGUUCAGGAAGAGUUUGUUUUUUGCGAUCCACUUUUCUACCUCUGUAAACUGGUCUUGGAGCAAAGCCUCAAGUUGCGGUAGAUUGGGUUUGCUCGCAUAGAUUACCGUGUCAUCUGCGUACAUGUGUACAUUUGAGGAUUGGCAGACAUAAGGCAGAUCAUUUAUAAAUAAUGUAAAUAGUAGGGGGCCGAGAAUGGAACCCUGGGGAACACCACACGUGACCGGGAGAGGGAGGGAGUCACUGUCAGAAAUGGACACAUAUUGCGAGCGAUCCGAUACAUACGAUCGAAACCAGUUUAAAGAAUGAUCACCAAUACCUGAGUUUUCGAGUUUGUGCAGUAGAAUGUCGUGGUCUACUGUGUCAAAGGCCUUAGCAAAAUCAAGGAAAAUAGCUCCAGUUAGGGCUCCUUGUUCCAUGCCAGUUUGGAUGUCAUUGCAAACUUUUAAGAGGGCAGUUGUAGUGGAGUGAUUCUGGCAAAAGCCCGAUUGAUCAGGGUCAGAUAGUUUAAUUGUUGGUAGUACUCACAUAGUUGCGCAUGGACACAUUUUUCUAAGAUUUUUGACAAUACUGGGAGCAAUGAUAUUGGGCGAUAGUUAGAAACCAAAGUAGUGUCACCACUUUUAUGGAUAGGCACUACUCUCGCAGUCUUCCAAAGUUUGGGUAUGUAUCCAGACACCAAGGAUUCGUUAAUUAGAGUUGAGACGGGUUUAGCAAUUGCCGGCGCACUGAGCUUCAACAGCAUUGCUGGGAUUUGAUCAGGUCCGGACUGGUUUUUCAUUUUUAGAUUAUUAAGAUGUUUUUUAAUGACACUAACAGGUACAGGUCUAAAAUUAAACUUAUCUAUAUUGGGCCUUUGCAAAUUUAGUGGGGCCUGAUCCACAUUUGUAGUUUCAGGAUGCGUGUCAUUUAUUAGCUUGUCAAUCAGGGCAGUAGAGCAUCCGACAAAAUAAUUGUUAAAGGCAUUUGCAACAUCUAAAGGAAGUUGCAGGGUUUGGUUACCCACUUUGACAGUGGAGGGUUGGGAGUGGAUUGGGGGAGUUUGUAGUUUAUUUAUGACUUUCCAAAAGUUUCUAGGGUUUGAGAUGUUACUGUUCAGAUUUUCAUAGAAAUAUUGGGCCUUGGCCAGUUUUGUCUGUUUUGUGCAUAUAUUUCGCCAUUGUCUAUAUGCACCGUGAUCAUUCAUAGAGCCAGUACGCUUAAACUUUGACCACAAAGAAUCCCGAAACUGGUACAUUUGGAUGAGGUCAGCUGUGAUCCAGUUCAUAUGCGCUCCUUUACCCUCACCUUACGCAGCGGGGCAUGCAAAUUCCAGAUUUGAAGGAGUUCAGACUGAAAGUAUUCAACAGCACAGUCUAGAUCUGGGAUAAUGUUUAAUCUGUGCCAUGAGAGAUUCUUGAUGUCAUUUAAAAAGGAUUCAAGAUUAAAUUUUUUGAAGGACCUAGUUAUUUUAACCUUGGGAGAGGAUUUAAUAGCCUUUAUUUUGCGAACGCAGUACACUAAACAGUGAUCACUGAACGUGUUGGGGAGAACACCAACCUCCUGGAUUCUAUCAGGAGAAGUGCAGAGAAUCCAAUCUAGCAGGGUAUGUUUAUGGCUUUUAAUGUUUAUGCGAGUUGGGGAGGAGAUUAAUUGCGUUAGCUGCAAAGUCUUAAACAGCGUGCAAGAACUAUUAUUUUUAGGGUUCAGCCAAUCAAUAUUAAAAUCUCCAAAGACCAACAGUUCACUUUUUGGGUUUUGAGCUAUGGUUUCACUAAGGAGAUGGGCUAUGUCAGAAAGGGAAUGCACAGGAGAGCUAGGUGGGCGGUAGAUUCCUGCAACAAUGAUGGAUUUACUGCACGGGAUCUCAAUUGUGCCAGAAAGGAAAUCAAAGAUAGCAGGAGGACUAAGGUUUUGUAAAGGGGUAAACUUUAUGGAAUUGUCAACAUAAAUAACAAUGCCUCCUCCUCUCUUUGCUCUGUCAUUUCUAAAACAUGAAUAACCCUGUAUUGCAAUGGCGGUGUCUGGUAUUUUAGCCGUUAACCAUGAUUCUGAGAGCACAAUGAUUUUUGGUUUGUAAUGGGAACACCAGGCUUGCAGUGCAUCCAGUUUAGGGAGUAAACUACGGAUGUUGCAGUGCACAAAAGAGAGGCCUUUUUUAGUGGGGAGAUUAGGACUAGAAUUAGCUGGGGGACCAGGGUUAGACUCCACAUCAUUUGCAAGGGCAAGUAACAUAAGGAGUAGGAAUUUGGACAUCAUCUUUGUUUGGCCAUAUAGUGAAUGGGAUAAUUUUGUGAGUUUGGGGUAGGAGGGCUAUUUUUUAUAACUCUCCACCAGCACUCAGCAGAUAAGUUAAAGGAACAGAGCAGGCCAUGGUGUAUUAUAAUUUGUGUUCCAGUUUGAGGUGUGUGCUUAUGCUGGUAGUUGUGUGAACAAAAUUGGAUUGAGAAAAGGGUUAUUAAGAAUAACAGUAUGGUUAUAUUAGGAUUCAUGUUAGUGGUAUAAGGUGUGUAGUUGAAAAUGAAACAGAAAUUGUGAGGAAAAUUUUUUUUUUUUUAAAUAGAAGUAUAUGGUUUUGGUGUGUGAUAUCUAUUUGUAGUUCUACUGAAUCUUUGUAUCUUUCUCUAAACUCUGAUUAUUCACAUUAGAAUUACAGACAUAGGUCUGAAUUUAAUAUUUGGGUAAGCUUUUCAAAUGAUCACAAUCUCUUUUCAAAUUAUUCAUCUACUGAAGUCAUUACAGGCUAUAGGAAAAUGCUGUACAUAAUUCAUUUAUAAAAACAUUCUAACAGAUUGUGAUUAUUUGAUUAUCAAAGUUUAUCCAAAAAUAUUAAAUUGAGACCUUAGUUACAAUCUAGAUUUAUAUGUCCCUUACACAGCAAUCAUUCUCGAUCUCUGUGUGUAUAUAUAUAUAUAUAUAUAUAUAUAUAUAUAUCCCUGAUAUAGGGUUCUCAGGUAGGUCCCAGAGCUAUGUAUAUAUAUCCCUGAUAUAGGGUUCUCAGGUAGGUCCCAGAGCUAUGUAUAUAUAUCCCUGAUAUAGGGUUCUCAGGUAGGUCCCAGAGCUCUGUAUAUAUAUCCCUGAUAUAGGGUUCUCAGGUAGGUCCCAGAGCUAUGAAUAUAUAUCCCUGAUAUAGGGUUCACAGGUAGAUCCCAGAGCUAUGUAUAUAAAUCCCUGAUAUAGGGUUCACAGGUAGGUCCCAGAGCUAUGUAUAUAUAUCCCUGAAAUAGGGUUCUCAGGUAGGUCCCAGAGCUAUGUAUAAAUAUCCCUGAUAUAGGGUUCUCAGGUAGGUCCCAGAGCUAUGUAUAUAUAUCUCUGAUAUAGUGUUCUCAGGUUGGUCCCAGAGCUAUGUAUAUAUAUCCCUUAUAUAGGGUUCUCAGGUAGAUCCCAGAGCUGUGUAUAUAUAUCCCUGAUAUAGGGUUUUCAGGUAGGUCCCAGAGCUAUGUAUAUAUAUCCCUAAAAUAGUGUUCUCAGGUAGGUACCAGAGCUGUGUAUAUAAAUCCCUGAUAUAGGGUUCUCAGGUAGGUCCCAGAGCUAUGUAUAUAUAUAUCCCUGAUAUAGGGUUCUCAGGUAGGUCCCAGAGCUCUGUAUAUAUAUCCCUGAUAUACGGUUCUCAGGUAGGUCCCAGAGCUAUGAAUAUAUAUCCCUGAUAUAGGGUUCACAGGUAGAUCCCAGAGAUAUGUAUAUAUAUCCCUGAUAUAGGGUUCACAGAUAGGUCCCAGAGCUAUGUAUAUAUAUCCCUGAAAUAGGGUUCUCAGGUAGGUCCCAGAGCUAUGUAUAAAUAUCCCUGAUAUAGGGUUCUCAGGUAGGUCCCAGAGCUAUGUAUAUAUAUCUCUGAUAUAGUGUUCUCAGGUUGGUCCCAGAGCUAUGUAUAUAUAUCCCUUAUAUAGGGUUCUCAGGUUGAUCCCAGAGCUGUGUAUAUAUAUCCCUGAUAUAGGGUUUUCAGGUAGGUCCCAGAGCUAUGUAUAUAUAUCUCUGAUAUAGUGUUCUUGGGUUGGUCCCAGAGCUGUGUAUAUAUAUCCCUGAUAUAGGGUUCUCAGGUAGGUCCCAGAGCUAUGUAUAUAUAUCUCUAAAAUAGGGUUCUUAGGUAGGUACCAGAGCUGUGUAUAUAAAUCCCUGAUAUAUGGUUCUCAGGUAGGUCCCAGAGCUGUGUGUAUAUAUAUAUCACUAUAAUAGGGUUCUCAGGUAGGUCCCAGAGCUAUGUAUAUAUAUCCCUGAUAUACGGUUCUCAGGUAGGUCCCAGAGCUAUGUAUAUCAGGUUCUCAGGUUGGUCCCAGAGCUAUCUAUAUCCCUGAUAUAGGGUUCUCAGGUAGGUCCCAGAGCUAUGUAUAUAUAUCCCUGAUAUAGGGUUCUCAGGUAGGUACCAGAGCUGUGUAUAUAUAUCCCUGAUAUAGGGUUCUCAGGUAGGUCCCAGAGCUGUGUGUAUAUAUAUAUCCCUAUAAUAGGGUUCUCAGGUAGGUCCCAGAGCUGUGUAUAUAUAUCCCUGAUAUUGGGUUCUCAGGUAGGUCCCAGAGCUAUGUAUAUCAGGUUCUCAGGUUGGUCCCAGAGCUAUCUAUAUCCCUGAUAUAGGAUUCUCAGGUAGGUCCCAGAGCUAUGUAUAUAUAUCCCUGAUAUAGGGUUCUCAGGUAGGUACCAGAGCUGUGUAUAUAUAUCCCUGAUAUAGGGUUCUCAGGUAGGUCCCAGAGCUGUGUGUAUAUAUAUCCCUAUUAUAGGGUUCUCAGGUAGGUCCCAGAGCUAUGUAUAUAUAUCCCUGAUAUAGGGUUCUCAGGUAGGUCCCAGAGCUGUGUAUAUCGGGUUCUCAGGUUGGUCCCAGAGCUAUCAAUAUCCCUGAUAGGGUUCUCAGGUAGGUCCCAGAGCUAUGUAUAUAUAUCCCUGAUAUAGGGUUCUCAGGUAGGUCCCAGAGCUCUGUAUAUAUAUCCCUGAUAUAGGGUUCUCAGGUAGGUCCCAGAGCUAUGAUAUAUUCUCAGGUAGGUCCCAGAGCUGAUAUAGGGUUCUCAGGUAGGUCCCAGAGCUAUGUAUAUAUAUCCCUGAUAUAGGGUUCUCAGGUAGGUUCCAGAGCUAAGUACCGCUACCCGAGUAUAAGCCGAGUUUUUCAGCACAUUUUUUGUGCUGAAAAACCCCAACUCGGCUUAUACUCGAGUGAGUGUCUGUAUUAUGGCAAUUUACAUUAAUUUACAUUGCCAUAAUACAGACUGGGGGCUGGCAGAGCUGUUACUUACCUCUCCUGCAGCUCCUGUCAGCUCUCUCCUCCUCCGCGCCGGUCCGGUCAGCACCUCGGUCAGCUCCCAGUGUAAGUCUCACGAGAGCCGCGGGGUCAUAGUGCGGCUCUCGCGAGACUUACAGUGUGAGCUGACAGAAGAGCUGCACGGACCGGCGCGGAGGAGGAGAGAGCUGACAGGAGCUGCAGGAGAGGUAAGUAACAGCUCUGCCAGCCCCCCUCCUCACCCCACUGAACUGCCAAUGCCACUGGACCACCAGGGAAGGAGAGCCCCCCUCCCUGCCAUGUAUCAAGCAGGGAGGGGGGACAAAAAAUAAAUAAAUAAUAAUAUAUAAAUAUAAAUAAUAAUAAUAAUAAAAAAUAAAAAUAAAUUUUUUUUAUAAAAAUGCCCACCCCCCCACCAAGGCUCUGCAACACAAACACACACUGCAUCACACACACACACACACACACACACUGCACUCAUACACACACACUGCACUCAUACACACACACUGCAUUCAUACAAACACUGCACUCAUACACACACACUGCACUCAUACACACACACUGCACACUCAUACACACACUGCAUUCAUACACACACUGCAUUCAUACACACACUGCACUCAUACACACACUGCAUUCAUACACACACACUGCAUUCAUCAUAUACACACACUGUAAAUAAAUAUUCAAUUAAUAUAAUUUUUUUAGGAUCUAAUUUUAUUUAGAAAUUUACCAGUAGCUGCUGCAUUUCCCACCCUAGUCAACUACUCGAGUCAAUACGUUUUCCCAGUUUUUUUGGGUAAAAUUAGGGGCCUCGGCUUAUAUUCGGGUCGGCUUAUACUCGAGUAUAUACGGUAUAUUUAUUCUUUAUGUAGGUUUGUUUCAGGUAGGUUCCCAAGCUCUGUAUAGACAUCCCUCAGGUGGUGUUGAAGUGAUGUUACCACGUGAUAUCUGUAAUAUGUCCCCACUGAAUGAAGUUUUAAAUCACAAAGUAGCUAAAAUUUCCCAUUUCGUUUGUGACAUUGUGGCUGAUACGAGGCUCUCUCCUCUCUCUAUGUGAUGCUCAGGUUGUGCUAGCUUCCACCAAGGACACAGGUCAGGUUGUUGCAAUUAAAGUAAUAAAGAAAGAUAAAGUUAAGGAAAGGACCAUUCAGAAGGAGGAGCGGAUACUGCAAAUGGCGAGCGGCAGUCCAUUCCUAUGUCAGGGACUCGCUGCCUUCCAGACCCAGGUAAGAAACGCUGUCCAUAAUGUUUCCUUAUUUCUAUAUAUUUCUAUACGGCUGAUUGUGUUCUGUUAUUAUUAUUACAAUAUAUAUAUUAACUGGAUAUAUGUUAUCUCUCUUGUGAAACAGAAGGAAGCCUCCCUGGUCAUGGAGCACGUACCAGGGGGCAGUCUCCGUUCUUACAUGGCUGGAAAGGAAUGUCUGCCCAUGGGGGAAGCAAGGUGAGUCGUUAAUAGCUCUAGCAGGUAGGAGGAAGGAGUGAGUUUAACACACGAUACAGGAAUGUAAGGAUAUAUACAUAUACCCUCAAUAGUAGGACUAUUAAUGGAGAUCCAUCAGGGGUACAGACUGGGUUAACAGUAAUGUACUAAACCAGAAUUCCUUCUUCAAUAUCAGCCAGACAAUGGGCAAUACAAGAAACCCAGCUCUGAUCCUAUUCUAUGCUCGUGUCCUAUUUAUUCUUUCUUUCUCUCUCUUCCCUCCCUUUUUUUCCCCUCCUCCUCAGUGGUAUCUCGCUCACUAGCUGAGGACGGAGAAUCUUACAUCCUUCUGGAAUACGUGAUGGCUUAAAUGGUUGACGAGUUGGAUAAUCGGUUGAUAUCAUGGAUUCCAUCUGAUGAUAUCGUAUAUUACUAUGCUUUACAUGGUACUUCCUGCUAGGAAAGUUACUAUUGACAUGCAUGCCCAAACACCCAUCUUUCGAUAUACAGAGGCAACUUAGAACUUUUUAGAUGUUUUCCUUAUUAAUAACUAAUUCUGUGUCUGUCUGAGGCAUUACUGCAUGUGUUCACAUAAUUCUACCUGCUUUGUUCGAUUUAAAAAUAAAAAUAAAGAUUGUCUAAAACAAACAAAAAAAGAAACUCAGGACUAGCAGUGGGAUACGUUCUGUACUGACUGACGGCAGAUCGGGAGCCACUAGGGGUCAGCUGACCUGCCGCAGCGCUAAGCUGACUUCAGGGUGGAUCUCCUUCUACACACUUGAAAUACAAAUUGCUAUGACCAUGGAUCUUCGUAAUAAAUUCAUAUGUUUAUAGAUUAUUGAUUUGUACAUCUAACAAAUUGGAGGGGACUUGAAGAAUCAUAGAGCAGCUUGUGCUUUAUGGCAGAGAACCGAGAAGGGUUCAAUGGAUAAUAUAUCAAGGGACAGUCAUGUUCCAAAUUAAAACACUGAUGGUUUUAAUAACAAUAUUAAUGGUAAUAAAGUAAACUCUAAUCUCCCAAGGACAGGUCCUGUUUAGUUUAAAAUAAAAAUGUUAUGUUCAUAUUGGUCGCAGUGUUUAGCAUGAUGUAUAGAUACUCGUACCUUGCCCAGGUAUAUUUUAUUAUUUUAUUUACUAUUAAUGUUUGGGGGAGAUUGCUUUAUAUUCUUUAUAUUCUGUUUUCCAGGUUCUUUUCAUCAAACCUUGUUUGUGGGAUCCAGUACCUCCAUUCCCGGGGGAUCCUUCAUCGGUCAGUAUUAGCGUUAGUUUAUUCAGUAAGCGGUAACUUACUCUAACAAGAAAUAAUGUGUUUAUAUCUCUGCUCUGUCCUAUAUCUCACCUUUAUAUCUGUCUUCAUCAUUUAGGGAUCUGAAGCCAGAUAAUAUUCUCCUGGGUGCCAACGGCUAUCUCAAAAUAGCUGACUUUGGUCUCUCAGCAGAAAAUAUCUUUACAGAUACAACAACCAGAGGACACGCUGGCACACUGCUUUACAUGGCGCCAGAGGUUAGUUAGAGGGUGUGGUUACGUGGAAUGUAGGGGGAGGAGUUACGAGGAGUGGUAUAAGAGCAAUGCAGUAGCUAAAGGGGUGUAUAACGAGCAGUAGAAGGAUGACUAACACGAGCUGGGUAUAAGGGCAGUAUCGGAGUAUUAAUGGAUGCACUGACAAGAACGCUAUUGGACUAGCCUAAUAAUAAAAAGAUGGGUAAUGUAUGAAGAUCUCUAGAAUGUGAUAGGUUUGGUACAUUUAAUACCAUAUUUAAUAAAAUUGCAUAUCUUAUGGGUUUUGCCAGGUACUCAGCAACAAACUGUACGGCCAAUCAGCAGACUGGUGGUCAUUUGGCGUAAUUCUCUGCCGCAUGAUCACCGGAAAGUUCCCAUUUAAUAACAAGCUCAGCCGACAGGAGUACAUCAAGGAAGUAUUAAACACUGACCCACGUUACCCCACCUGGCUGUGCAGCAAUCCUACAGACCUCCUGGACAAGGUAAGGUGAUAGAGAAUGUGCCGGUUAAGGUUUUAAUUGGAUGUAAUGAUAGGGGAUGUAAAGAAACAUUAAAGAAAAUACUGGUGGAGAUAUGGGUGGGGGGGGGGGUGUUACUGGGAAUCGAUACUAGUUAUAUUUCUUGGAGUAUGUACUAAACAGGUUAAAGAACCAACUGGAAUAGUGAAAGUAACUUGUGUUCCGUGCUGAGAAGCUUCAGUAUUCCACAUUCAUGGCUGUCGCCCCCUUUUGCACGGGUUUGAUAGCGGCAUGGAGUGCUGGGGUGUUUAUCUAAUGCCUGAAAUGAUUUAAAUCCUGAUGUUUAAUGGGUUAAUACUAACAUUUAAUAAUGAUGGCAGAUAAAAACACUGACAUUUAAUUUACAAUACGUAAUCCUAUUUAUUAAGGGUAAGAGUGGACUGGAGUGUCCUAGUGGGAGAGUUAACAUAAAAAGAAGAGGGGAAAAAAGCAGAGGGAAGCCAUACCUUUUAAUAAUCCUAGGGGAAAAACAAUAGUGUGGAAAAGUAUCAGAACCCUAAAACAGGACAAGGUGAGAGACAACUAGUUAUUACUAUUACCAGCGUAUAUAAUUGCGUACACGGAUACCCGUAGAAAUCCCCAAAAAUCUGCUUUUUCCCCCUCUUCUUUUUAUGUUAACUCUCCCACUAGGACACUCCAGUCCACUCUUAUCUUUACUUUGUACAUUGUGUGUUAUUCCCCAGAUUUAGGGAGAGUAACAGUGGGCAUCCUUUGGCACUGCUCCAUUGGUCCCUCAUUGUUUUGGGACUUCUGGAUCAGAGCCUAUUUUCUUCUUUUCAUUUAUUAAUCCUAUUUAUUACUCUCUGCCUGCAACCGACAGACAGAUCAUGCAGCCAUUUUAUGUUCCGGACAACACAAGAGGAAAUCUAAAUUAAAAAAAACAUUAUUUACAACAAAUUAAAUUUGCUGAUCAGUCAUAUAAUUGAGAUUUUAGUUAAUGUAACACAUUUACCACAAACUUUUCAUAAGCACUGCCUCAUCUGAGGUUUGUUAGAAGGUUAAAAUGGCGUCCUCCAUCAGAGGUGAUUGGUUUUGAAUGCAUUAAAGUUUGUACAUCAAAGUGUUACAGUUCAGAGAUAUAAAGUAAAUUAUACUCAGUGUAUGCUCUCUCUCUUACUAGCUCCUGGAUAAGGAUCCUAAUGCACGUGCUGUGGCAGGAAGGAACAUUCGGGGGCACCCCUUCUACACAAACAUUAAUUGGGAAGAUCUAGAGAGGGGCAAAGUGACCUGUCCAUUCUUGUCAUUGCUGGUAAGUACACAAAUAAUCAGUAUUUACAAACUGAGGAAAGAUUAUAAAGAAUAA
Pelobates cultripes (western spadefoot toad) is the source of this 12530-nucleotide messenger RNA. Lineage: Eukaryota; Metazoa; Chordata; Amphibia; Anura; Pelobatidae. The record is from the annotation of a GenBank genome assembly.